Molecule: messenger RNA, 801 nt
Organism: Juglans regia (Persian walnut)
Lineage: Eukaryota; Viridiplantae; Streptophyta; Magnoliopsida; Fagales; Juglandaceae
Product: dirigent protein 23-like
Exons: 1
Coding region: 108-686 (192 amino acids)
Source: RefSeq, a predicted model, not a curated record
UUUAUGAGCUCUGUGUAUAUAUAGAGACACACAAGCACAUUAGGCGCAGCCUCAAGCUAUUGUUGGGUUGAGGGUUUUCAAAUCUCCAUCGAUCAAGCUGGUUAGAGAUGGCAGGGACGGCAAAACUAGCAGCUCUAGUUCUAUUGAUUUUCUCCCUAGGCAUGGCCAUGCCACUCGUGCACAGCAACCUUGAAGACCCAAAAGAAGUUGAUAAAUGGCUCCAAAAAUUCCAAUAUGCCAAAGAAAAGGUAUCCCGCCUCCAUUUUUACUUUCACGACACCCCAUCAGGUAAAAACCCUAGUGCAGUACGAGUAGCACAGGCACCAAUCACUGAGAAAUCACCCACCUUGUUUGGACUGGUUAACAUUUUUGAUGAUCCACUAACAGAAGGCCCUGAACCCACCUCCAGGCUCGUGGGUCGAGCUCAGGGACUUUAUGGGUCUGCUGGCCAGCAAGAGGUAGGUCUACUUGUGGCCAUGAAUCUUGUUUUCACCACUGGGAGGUUGAAUGCUAGCAGCAUUACCAUUUUGGGCAGAAAUGCAGCGUUGCAACCCCACCGCGAAAUGCCAAUCAUAGGUGGGACUGGUGUUUUCCGGUUGGCUCGUGGAUUUGCGAUAGCAAAGACACACUCUCUGAAUUUUACCUCGGCUAUCGUCGAGUAUAAUGUUGUGGCUAUGCAUUAUUGAGUAACAAUACUAGUACCGGAGGCUCUUCAGAUCAAGAGCAUAAUGUGCAUUUCGUUUUAAACCAAACUGCAAUAUUAUGGUACUGCAAGUAUAUAUUUGAUUCUGUAAACUUUGC